AUGGCAGACGACCGCGGUGCCCUCUUAUCAGAUGACAGGGACACGAAGGGCGGUGACCUGAAGAAGUCGUCGAAAAAGGGUCAUACGCCCGCUUCACCUGCUUCGACGGAGAUCCGCAGCAGCGAGCUGGCCCCUGACUUUAUGAUGAAUGUGUACAAGUUGAAGACGUGUCCUAGGAGCUCCAGCCACGACUGGCGCACAUGCCCCUACGCUCACAUGGGGGAGAACGCCGCGCGCCGCGACCACGCCAAGCACCUCUCCGUGUCUUGUCCCGACUCGAAGGCGAAGCGCGUGUGUCCGCGUGGUGCCAGCUGCCCCUUUGCCCACUCGAUGCCCGAGUACUUCCUGCACCCAAGCAGGUACCGCACGCAGCUCUGCAACGACGGCAACAAGUGCUCGCGCCCCAUCUGCUUCUUUGCCCACGACGCCGGAGAGCUCAGGACGCCCCACUACCCCAGCCUCAACGCCGAGCAGCUUGAGGCGCUGUUCGCCGCCCGCGCCGCGCUGUCCGCGCAGAGCGAGGAGGAGCUUGAGGCGACGCUGCGCAUCCCUGCGCCGAGCAGCGGGGGCGGCAUUCUGCCGGGGGCUUCGGGGACGAUGCCGCCGGCCCUCCUGGCGCCGGCCUCCUACCCGGCUGCUGUGCUGGCGGGUGAGAUGACGGACGCCACACACGACAUGUACCUGAACCUCCUCUGCCAACAGCAGCAGCAGCUGCUCCUGCAGCAGGCGCUGCUGCAGCAGCAGGCCGCGGCGCUCUCGCUCUUUCAGCAGCAGCCGCGCCACGCAGGCGGCGGCGCCUGCGACGCGCCGCACCCCAGCAAGGACCAGCCCUGCCCUGGCCCGCGCGUGGCGGCGCCCGGCCACACCUCUAAGCAGGACAGCUCGGAUGCGCAGCUGCUGGGCAGGGCUGGCCAGGGCCUCGGCGGCCACAUGGCGCUCCUCGGCGGCGGCGGGAUCGGGGGGGCGCCGGCAGGGCUCGCCUGCCUGCCAGUGCCCGUGGUGCCGUAUCUGCCGCAGCCGCUGCCGCAGCCGUCUGGCCAUGCAUUCAGCAACGCCGGCGUCUCUAGGGGCUUCGAUGACCUGUUCUUCCCGAGCGUCAGCUCUGCACCAGGCUGCGGCGGCGGCGGCGGUGCUGGCUCGAGCGCAGGCGGGUACAGCGGCAGCGCGAUGAUGAUGCCCCCUCUGUCCAGCGACGACAUGGCGCUGCUCGCCGCCGCCGCGUCCGCCGCGGCCAUGAACCCAGGCAGCGCCCCGCAGGACCUGCUUGGGCCCGAGGGGCCGAUGCUGCUGUGGGCGCAGGCGGCGGCCGCGCAGAUGGUGGCGGCUGCGCCAGGGCUAGACAGCCGCUUGGCGCCGCCGCAGAGCGCUGCCCCCGGGAACAGCUGCAUACAAUAA
Molecule: messenger RNA, 1395 nt
Organism: Monoraphidium neglectum
Lineage: Eukaryota; Viridiplantae; Chlorophyta; Chlorophyceae; Sphaeropleales; Selenastraceae
Product: Zinc finger CCCH domain-containing protein 50
Exons: 6
Coding region: 1-1395 (464 amino acids)
Molecular function (GO): metal ion binding
Source: RefSeq, a predicted model, not a curated record